Peromyscus californicus insignis is the source of this 4280-nucleotide messenger RNA. RefSeq names its product cyclin and CBS domain divalent metal cation transport mediator 3 (gene Cnnm3). Lineage: Eukaryota; Metazoa; Chordata; Mammalia; Rodentia; Cricetidae. Gene Ontology annotation, biological process: transport; magnesium ion homeostasis. The transcript is spliced from 9 exons. Gene Ontology annotation, cellular component: plasma membrane. Gene Ontology annotation, molecular function: transmembrane transporter activity. Bases 36 to 2156 code for a protein of 706 amino acids. The record is from RefSeq and is a predicted model, not a curated record.
AGGCUGCGCCUGAGGCCCAGAAGGGGUAGCAGGCCAUGGCGGCGGCGGCGGCUGCGGCUGUGGCGGGUUGGCUGGGCUGGGUGCUUGCCGCGCUCUGUCUGGGCAGCACCGCGGGGGAGGCGGCGCCGGGAGCGGGACUGCUGGGCUUCUGCAUGGAGGAGGACAGCGCGCCGGGCGCCGGCUCGCUGCGCGGAAGGGCAGCGCCGGAGGCCACUUUCUGCUUGCGACUCUUCUGCUCCGGCUUAGGCAACAGCUCCUGGACCUGGGUGGCCACGGAGGGUGCAGGCUGCCCCGAGGGCGGGCGGGCCACGGAGCCCGAGGAGGCGGCCGCCCCGACGGGCGAGUGGCGUGCCCUGCUGCGCCUGCGCACCGAGGCCGGGCGCCCGCGCUCCGCGCUGCUGGCGGUGCGCGUGGAGCCGGGCGGCGGGGCAGCCGAGGAGGCGGCGCCGCCCUGGGCGCUGGGGCUGGGGGCGGCCGGGUUGCUGGCCCUGGCGGCCGUGGCGCGCGGCCUGCAGCUGAGCGCUCUGGCGCUGGCGCCGGCCGAGGUGCAGGUGCUGCGCGAGAGCGGCUCGGAGGCGGAGCGCGCGGCUGCGCGGCGCCUGGAACCUGCGCGGCGCUGGGCCGGCUGCGCCCUGGGCGCGCUGCUGCUGCUGGCCAGCCUGGCGCAGGCGGCCCUGGCGGUGCUGCUGUACCGAGCGGUGGGCCAGCGCGCCGUGCCCGCGGUGCUGGGCUGCGCGGGGCUGGUGUUCCUGGUGGGCGAGGUGCUGCCGGUGGCUGUGAGCGGCCGCUGGGCGCUGGCGCUGGCGCCGCGCGCGCUGGGCCUCAGCCGCCUGGCGGUGCUGCUCACCUUGCCCGUGGCGCUGCCGGUGGGCCAGCUGCUGGAGCUGGCAGCGCGGCCGGGGCGUCUGCGUGAGCGCGUGCUGGAGCUGGCGCGCGGCGGCGGCGACCCCUACAGCGAUCUGAGCAAGGGCGUCCUGCGCUACCGGACCGUGGAGGACGUGCUCACGCCCCUCGAAGACUGCUUUAUGCUGGACUCGGGCGCGGUCCUGGACUUCGGCGUCCUAGCCAGUAUCAUGCAGAGCGGCCACACGCGCAUCCCCGUGUACGAGGAGGAGCGCUCCAACAUCGUGGACAUACUGUACCUCAAAGACUUGGCCUUCGUGGACCCUGAGGACUGCACGCCGCUCAGCACCAUCACCCGCUUCUACAACCAUCCGCUCCACUUCGUCUUCAACGACACCAAAUUGGACGCCGUUCUGGAAGAGUUCAAGCGAGGGAAGUCGCACCUGGCCAUCGUUCAGAAGGUGAACAACGAAGGUGAUUGUGACCCCUUCUACGAGGUGCUGGGCUUGGUCACACUGGAGGACGUCAUCGAGGAGAUCAUCAGGUCUGAGAUCCUGGAUGAGUCUGAAGACUACCACACCAAGGUGAGGAAAAAGACUGUUGCCCUGAGCACCCCUCUCAAGCGGAAGGAGGAAUUCUCCUUAUUCAAGGUGUCUGAUGAUGAAUAUAAAGUAAAAAUCUCGCCUCAACUGCUCCUGGCCACCCAGCGCUUCCUUUCCCGAGAGGUGGAUGUGUUCAGCCCAAUGCGAAUCUCCGAGAAAGUCUUGCUGUAUCUGCUGAAGCAUCCCAGUGUCAACCAGGAGGUGAAGUUUGAUGAGAACAACCGCCUGGCCACACACCAUUACUUGUACCAGCGCAGCCAGCCGGUGGACUACUUCAUUCUCAUCCUGCAGGGCAGGGUCGAGGUGGAGAUUGGAAAAGAGGGCCUGAGGUUCGAGAAUGGGGCCUUCACAUACUAUGGAGUGUCCGCCCUGGCAGCUCCGUCUUCAGCUCACCAGUCCCCCGUGUCUUCACGCCAGCUCAUCCGCCACGACCCGCAGCCUGAACCACCCGAGAGUACCCGCCCCUCCGCAUACUGUCCUGACUACACCGUGAGGGCCCUUUCUGACCUGCAGCUCAUUAAGAUCACACGGUUGCAGUACCUUAAUGCACUCCUGGCUUCCCGAGCCCAAAGCUUGCCUCCAUCCCCAGAGAAUGCUGAGCUCCAGGCCAUCCCAGGCAGCCAGACCAGGCUCCUUGGUGACAAGUCCAUUGAGACAGCAGCCUUCCCAGUAGACCUUUCCCUCUUUGGCACAUUUGGAAACUGCAGUUGAUAAAUGACUGUGGACUAGUGAGCAUUUUUUGUUUUAAGAAAACACCAAGGGUCCAACAACAGCAGACCUGACGUCCCAGUGGAGAAGAGCCCUGGGCAGAACCCAGGAGUGUAACUGCUUGCCAGGCAGCCCUGAGCUGGAAAUGGACAAGCGUGUGGGGAGCUGGGGAGAGCCAAGCAGGAGCUUCAUGCCAGCCUGUCCCCCACCGAUUCUGGCCACGUUUUAGAUGGCCAUUAUAAGAUGUGGGUCCUGGGCCUCCUGAAUGCCAGAGCCUUCAGCUGGCCCUGCCUUCCCUUAGGAGAUAGGACUGGCAGGGCGGUCCUCCAGAAGAAGCCUGUUUCUGGGGGGAUGAAAGGAACAGCAUCAUCUCUAGUCCCCAGGGCCCAGCCUCUCCCCUGAUACUGUAACGGCACAGUGUCUGUACCUCCCUGAGCCAGGUGCCAUGUGGGUGCAGUUACUGCCUUUACACGGUCUUGGCCUGUCUCACUUUGCUUUUAAUUGGCCAACCCUCUGUUGUUGGCAUCACUUUAUGAGCAAACCAAGAGUGCUGGCUCUGGAUGGAGAGUCAAGUCUAUGGCCCUGUCCUGUACCUCUUUAUUUCCCUUACAAUGCCAUAUUUUGAUUCACGUACCCCAGUUUUUUCCAUGUGCCAAAUCUAAAAGCACGAUUCCCCAAUAAGUCUGUGCCCCAGUUCUGCUCCCUCCUGUGGAGGGAGGUUAGCCUCUCUGACUCCUGAAGUCGUGAGCAGGCUGGCCCAGUGACACAGGGGCCUGCCCAGCAUGGCUGAAAAGUCAGUGUUGAGGACCUGCCUUGUACUUUUGUCUUACGCCUCCGGGGACAUGUGUGGCCGUAAUGGGUAGAGAAGAGCGAUCGGGGAGGAUUGUUUGUAACCCUGGUACCUCCUUGUCACCUGCUGAGAAGUCAAGGUUUUCUUGUAUCUGAAAUAUUUCAAAUUGUGUGCCCUUUUCCGUCUCCAGGGACGUUGUUUUUGAGAUGCAGGGGUCGGAAAGCACAAGUUUCCUCUUCCAGGGUACCUACAUUUUCCUUCCACGGUUCCGGCUCUGGGACCAUAGAUUGAUUGGGCUGGGGAGGGAGGAUUUCUGGAACCUUCCUCAAAAGAAUGUGGGUCCUGGUAAGUGAGACUUGCAGGCCAAGAGAACAGUGGUAUGCUUGCCAAGAAAGUAUUCUCAAGGAAUAUGCUCUAAGAACAAACUCAGGUUGGAAGCAAAUACUUUAAAAAUCAUCUCUCUCCAGAAAAGAAUUCAGAAUUCUGGCUGCAGAAUCACCUGGCAAAUUAGAACCUUGGCUACCUGGGCCCUUCUGGGGCUUCUGAUUUAGUCACCUUGAACACCAGGGUUAGGGUCUUGAAAUAGUUUUAGAUUCAUAGAAGAGUUCCAUAUGCCCUUUACUCUGCAUCCCCUGAUGUUAACAUGUUAAAUAACCUUGUUACAGUUACCCAAAUUAAAAUGUUAACAUUGGUGUCAUACUAUUUAACUGGAGGCUUGGUUUGGAUGUUACUUUUUUUUUCUAGUAAUGUCCUUUUCUGUUGCAGAAUUCCAAGGCAGGAUGCCAAGAUGCACUUAGAGCUAUUGUUUUCCUUUUUACCUAACUUUGUAUUUUAUAGUAAUUGCAGAUUCAUAGGAAGUUGGAAAGAUGCAGAGUCCAUGCAUCCUUUAUCUGGCUUUCCUCAGUGGUCCUGUCUUACAAACUGUAAUGUAGUCUCAAAGCCUGGACUGGUGCAGGUGGUACCUGGCAUCUGUAUAGACCUGAGUAACUGCUGCCCAAGUCUAACCCACUGUCCUGUCACUACCAGGGUUCCCCCUGGACUGCCACUCAGAGCCACCUGCCCCGUCCCUAAGCCCUGGCAACCACUAGACUGUUCCUCAUCUCUUUUAUUUUGUCAUUUCAAGAGUGUUGUUUGAGGGGUCGUGCAGUGUGUGGCGUUAGGGACUGACUUCUUCACUCAGCAUAGCUCUCUGGGGACUGAUCCAGGUCAUUGUGCCAGCAGCUUAUUCCCUUUUCUUGCCAAGUGGUAUUCCAUGGUGUAUUCAUUGUCCUGUCAAAGGACAUCUGGGUUGUUUCCAGUUUUUGGCCUUUUCCAAAUAAAGCUGCUAUGAACAUUCA